GCCAGGGAGAGUUGCAAGCAUCGAAGAGACUCUCUGUCGAAAAAGCCCCAAUCUUUCUUCAAAAUCCCGAGCUCUAUCCCCUCCUGCAUUCAUCCCAAAAAUCUCACAAAACCCUAACCCUAGAACCCAAAAAAAAUCCCUGCGCCUUGCAAUGGCGCAUCUAAGAGCGGCGCUCCUGCUAUGUAUAUUCCUUCUAUCCUUCACCCUUCCCGCCAUCUCUGGGAAGAGCUAUUACGAUAUCUUGCAAGUUCCGAGAGGUGCAUCGGACGAGCAGAUCAAAAGAGCUUAUAGGAAACUGGCGCUGAAAUAUCAUCCAGACAAGAAUCCCGGAAACGAGGAGGCGAAUAAGAAAUUUGCCGAUAUCAACAAUGCAUACGAAGUGCUUUCGGAUCGGGAGAAGAGGAAUAUCUACGAUCGGUAUGGUGAAGAGGGACUGAAGCAGCAGGCCGCAGGUGGGGGCCGCGGAGGUGGGAUGAAUAUCCAAGACAUCUUUAGCAGCUUCUUUGGCGGGGGCAGUGCAGAAGAGGAAGAAGAGAGGGUCGUGAAGGGAGAUGAUGUUAUUGUUGAAUUGAGUGCUUCAUUGGAAGAUUUGUAUAUGGGAGGUUCAUUGAAGAUUUGGAGGGAGAAAAACAUUUUAAAGCCAGCCCCUGGUAAAAGGCGUUGCAACUGCAGAAAUGAGGUCUAUCAUAAGCAAAUUGGUCCCGGAAUGUUUCAGCAGAUGACAGAGCAGGUUUGUGAGCAAUGCCCAAAUGUGAAAUAUGAGCGGGAAGGUUAUUUCGUAACUGUUGAUAUUGAGAAGGGGAUGCAAGAUGGACAAGAGGUCGUGUUUUAUGAAGAUGGCGAGCCUGUAAUAGAUGGCGAGCCUGGAGAUUUGAAGUUUAGAAUAAAGACUGCUCCACAUGAUCGCUUCAGGAGGGAAGGCAAUGACCUGCAUACAACUGUUACAAUUUCACUGCUCCAAGCUCUUGUUGGUUUUGAAAAGACCCUCAAGCAUCUUGAUGAACAUCUGGUGGACAUCAGCUCAAAGGGGAUUACAAAACCGAAAGAGGUGAGGAAGUUUAAAGGGGAGGGGAUGCCUCUGCAUUUCAGCUCAAAGAAAGGCGACUUGUAUAUUACAUUCGAGGUUUUGUUCCCUAGUUCACUAACAGAAGAUCAGAAGACAAAGAUCAAGGCUAUUCUUUCCUAGGAUCAUCUCUUUGCCAGUUUGGCUCUUUUCCCAUUGUACCAUGAAUUGGGAUCAUUCAGCAGGCCCAAGGAUUUUUACGAGUUUGUCCUCUGUUGAAAGGAUGUACUGGCUGUAAUACGAGUCUGCGUCCAGCUCACCGAAGGGCAGAUUUGCCUUCUUUCCUAAUACGGUUUUGUUUCGACUUUUGACGUUCUAAUCUAACGAAGAGAUAUAUGAGAAAUAGCCAUUCUAAACU
Magnolia sinica is the source of this 1421-nucleotide messenger RNA. RefSeq names its product dnaJ protein ERDJ3B. Gene Ontology annotation, biological process: protein folding. The transcript is spliced from 10 exons. Lineage: Eukaryota; Viridiplantae; Streptophyta; Magnoliopsida; Magnoliales; Magnoliaceae. Bases 152 to 1186 code for a protein of 344 amino acids. The record is from RefSeq and is a predicted model, not a curated record.